AUGGUCAAGUUCUCCUCCUUUGCGGCUCUCCCAUUGGCGCUUGCUGCCGUCGUUGCGGCCAAGCCCGACUUUGAGAAGCGUCAAGCUUCUGCAUCUGGCUCGGCUGCCACUCGAGCCUCCUCCGCUGCCAAUGCUAGUGGUGGUGGUGGUGGUGGUGCUGCUGCUGCUGCUGCUCCUACUUCCACCUUCACUGGAAGCCUCCCUGCUUCGAUUUCGUCGCUCCUUGCUGGCGUCUCUUCGGGACCUGGUGUCACCACAUCCACUACCUCACUCUUCACCACUUACGCAGCUGGUGCUAAGAACCCCCAGGUGACCGGCGCUCCUGGUCUUCCCGACAUCAAUUCGAUCCUUCCUUCCAACUUCCCUGCUCUCGAUGCCGUACCACCUACCAACUCGGCUCAGGUUCAGAGCUGGAUUUCUCAGAUCGACUGGUCUCAGGUCCCCAACGUCACCACCACCGUUGACUCAGCUUCUUGCAGCGGUAACCCCGCCAACCUUGGCCAGGCCGGCCCUGACGGUAACUGCUGGUGGUCUUGCGGUCAGUGCACCCGUUCCACCGACAUCACCACCUGCCCUGAUCCCAACACCUGGGGUCUCUCUUACGAUGACGGCCCUUCGCCCUACACUCCUACCCUCCUCCAGUACCUGGACCAGAACAACCUCAAGUCCACUUUCUUCGUCGUUGGAUCGCGUGUCAUUUCGCGUCCCCAGAUGGUGCAGACCGAAUUUGAGCAGGGUCACCAGAUCUCGGUUCACACCUGGUCUCACCGCGCUCUUACCACCCUCACCAACGAAGAGAUUGUUGCCGAGCUUGGCUGGACCAAGGAGGUCAUUCGCUCAGUGAUUGGCGUGACUCCCAACACUAUGCGUCCUCCUUACGGUGACAUUGACGACCGCGUUCGCGCCAUCUCGCUUCAGAUGGGUCUCACCCCUAUCAUCUGGACCACCCCUCCCGGUGGUCAGCCUUACGACACCAACGACUGGCGCAUUGCUGCUGGUGUUGUCUCGCCUGCCGAGGUCGUCUACGGUUUCGAACAGAUCAUCAAGAACGCCUCUUCCCUCUCCACCGGUUACAUUGUUCUCGCACACGACCUUUACCAGCAGGCUGUCGACAUUGCCGUCAACAUUGUUCUUCCCGCUGCUCAGCAGAUGAGGCCUAGACAGAACCUCAUGCCCAUCGUCGAGUGUCUCAAGAAGCCUGCUGGCGAUGCUUACAUCGAGACCUACUCGAACAGCUCUGGUGCGCUUCCCAACGAGGUUGGCUCCACGGGCACUCACCUUCUCACCUCCACCAAGGCUGCUGCUGGCUCUCUUGCUUCCGCCACUGGCCAGAGCUCGGGUUCGGGUUCUGCUGGCCGCAACUUUGCCGGUGCUACAAUCCUCUCGAUCCUGGGCUCUGUGCUCGGUGCCGUUGCGCUCUCCUUCGGUCUUCUCGUCUAA
Messenger RNA from Ustilago hordei, 1440 nucleotides. Its product is annotated as putative Chitin deacetylase. Gene Ontology annotation, biological process: carbohydrate metabolic process. The transcript has a single exon. Gene Ontology annotation, cellular component: membrane. The coding region runs from base 1 to 1440 and encodes 479 amino acids. NCBI's taxonomy places the organism in Eukaryota, Fungi, Basidiomycota, Ustilaginomycetes, Ustilaginales, Ustilaginaceae. Gene Ontology annotation, molecular function: chitin deacetylase activity. The record is from RefSeq and is a predicted model, not a curated record.